AUGCCUGCAUCCAACAAAUACUUGCCUAGUGAAUGUGAAUAUGCACCUCCGAAGCCUUUCUUCACGACGGAAGAUGGGGAAACAGUUGGAGAGAUAUUUACUGAGGCUGGAGCAGCGUUUAACAAGCUCGCGGAAAUGACUAUGUUGUUGCAUCCUAUGGCAGAACAAUUGCCAGGUUCCCAAUCCAAAACUCCAGUGAAGAGGAAGGUGGUAGAAGAAAGAGUUGUGACAACCCAGGCACCCACAGCCAGUCAGCAGCAGCAUAAUGUUCAUUUACCACCUAUGUCGCAACAGGUCACACUAAACAUGCUGAAUGCCCGUGAGUCAGAGAUGGAUGUGGAAGGUCUUAGCAAUGAGGUGAAGUUAGAGUUUGAAUCCAGCACUGAGGAGGUCAUCACAUAAUGUUUGUAAUAAUUUAUUAGUCUAUGCAAUUAGGAUAAUAAAUAAGUUGGUAAGAAGUUAUUGUAACAUUUUAUAUGUUAUUUUCAUAGCAAAGUAUAUUACAUUUAUAUUGAAUUCAAUUUACUGCAAUCACAUACAAAAUAUAUA
Hyposmocoma kahamanoa is the source of this 549-nucleotide messenger RNA. Its product is annotated as chromatin complexes subunit BAP18-like. The record is from RefSeq and is a predicted model, not a curated record. The transcript is spliced from 5 exons. Lineage: Eukaryota; Metazoa; Arthropoda; Insecta; Lepidoptera; Cosmopterigidae. Bases 1 to 402 code for a protein of 133 amino acids.